This is a messenger RNA of Haliotis rubra (blacklip abalone), 9985 nucleotides long. RefSeq names its product neurogenic protein mastermind-like. Lineage: Eukaryota; Metazoa; Mollusca; Gastropoda; Lepetellida; Haliotidae. Gene Ontology annotation, biological process: Notch signaling pathway; positive regulation of transcription of Notch receptor target. Gene Ontology annotation, molecular function: transcription coactivator activity. Gene Ontology annotation, cellular component: nucleoplasm; nuclear speck. The record is from RefSeq and is a predicted model, not a curated record.
CUCCACUCACUUGGACUCGCCCCGCAUCAGUAAGCGUGUCGUGAAAUAUCAUUCCGCUUAGUGUAAGCAUUGUAUCGAGGCUUGAGUGUGUUGUGAGGUGUAUGUGGGACACUAGUGUACCCGAGCUGUGCUGUGAGACUCUGACAGUGGUGACACUGUGCAGUAUCCCCUCCCCAAACGACCAGGAGUACAUGAGAAAAGGGGAGAGGACUCGGCGUUCAUGUCGUGACUUCCAUUGUCCUGCUGACUGGGAUCGACCGAGUUUAACCAGUGAUCCUGCGCCCGUCAGACUGGCCGCGACUACCCCACUGAGCAGUCACAGGGAGGCAUGGGGGAUUACUCGGCCCCCAAAAGACGAGAUGUCGUAGACCGUCUCCGUAGGCGUCUAGAACACUAUCGGCAACACCAGCUGGGGCGGCACCGGCGUUUCAACGAGGGAUACUCCGGACUUUAUGAGGAACAUCGUCAGCAAACACAACUCCUGCACCACCGCUGGUUGGAAAGUAAGGCCAAGAAGGCCGCGAAACAGUCCAAAGUCAAACAAGACAGCACCACUCAAGGCGACCAUCGCAACCUUGUAGUGACGAAAAAACUGAAGCAGAAAAUCGACGGCACAGCUUCCGAGCCUAACCCCGCCGAGAGCGCGUACAACUUUGACGAACAGGAAUCCCCUGUGAACAAAAACAGUGUCGGGGGAAAUUCGUGUAUUGACAACAACCAACUGCCCCAUUUGUCAGUGAAGAUUGUCCAACAGAUCAAAUCCCGGCCAGAGAAUACUCAGACAAUCCACACAAACGUUACAGUCAGUACCAAGACUUACAGUUCCGCGGCUGACUCCCCUAAACCCAGUGUCAGUAGCAUCCAUACAAGCGUUGAGUGUAAACAGGAGCCUCCUGAAGACACCCACGGACAUAGUCACGCUGACAAUCAGUCAGGACAGGCUUCACAGGAUAGAAUCUUUGACGUUGGCGAUGUAGAGGAGCUUCAGAAUAUCCUUGAUACUUUGGAGAAAGAGGAGGGUGAAAUACCCCCAGAUAUAAUAAAGGAACUUGAUAAAUUUGAUGAGAUAUAUGACAAUGUGAAAGUACAAUGUGAAUCUCAGACUGAUAUGUUCGGUCCUACUAUUCAGUCUCCUGGUCUGUCGAAACCCUUCCCUGAGCCGGGAAGUGGUUUGAAUAUGUAUGACUCAAGUAGUGUUGUUCCUCCACCUUUGAGGAAUCCAUCCAUGUCUAGUAUGUCUGAGGGCACUGGGCCCGCUGCAGAGACUCUUAAACAAAUGGCAGCCCAUCACCAGAACCAGUCUCACAGUCCAGGUUACCCGAUGAAAUCACCCUCUAUUGACCCUUACAGUGACCCUAACUACCAAAGGGGUAAUGGCUAUGUGAAUUUCCAGCAGCAUCAGGGGUAUUCUCCAUUGCAACAGCAACAACAGCAACAGCAACAGCAGGGACAGUCCCAACAGGCGGGGAACUUCCCGUUUCCUCCCCAGUCACAUAUGCCAGAGACUCAGUCUUCUCAAUAUCCACAGCACAUACAGAACAAGGAGAUGUUGACGUAUGGGGGGACCAAACCUUUGACGCAUUUCUCGGACCACGGCAAUGGGCAACAGCCGCAGCAACCGUCCUCCCUUCAGCAACUUCAAAACCAGGUGCGAACUCACUUUAACCAGUCGCCCAACCCGCAGAUGCAGAUCACCCAGACGCAGCAUAUGCAAGUGUCACAUGGUCAGCAUCAUAUGCAGCUGUCGCAGACGCAGCAGCUUCAGAUGCAGCAGCCACCGCAACAGAUCUCACUCACGCAGCAACAAUCCUUCAUGAUGACGCCGCAUCCACCGCAGAGCCAGCAGCAGCAGCAGCAACCGCCGCAGAUGAUGACGGAGCAGAUGAACAUGCAGCAGAUGGAGAAGAUGCGAGAGCAGAGGCUGCAUCUCAUUGAACAGCAACAGUCUCAGCAGACUGGGCAGAUGCCAGCCCAGUAUAUGAAUCGCCCGCCUCCAGAGUACAAAGUUCCCCCAGUGUCAACUCCUCACAUGCAUCCAAACGCUAGUGGUCAGUUCGGCAGCUCUGCUACGGGAGGGGGGCCCGAAUCCCCUGAGAACGAUGCAAAACAUGGUGAAUCAAACUGCUUAUGUGCAGUUAAAAGUGAAGUGACGUCAUCUCAGACUCAAAAUGGCAUGAUGCAGGCUGCUCACCUAUCUGCCAUACAGUCCAUGCAGUCUAGUACGGUGGCGGGGAGGAGGGGACCUUCCCGGGCUGGACCGAUGGGGCAGCAGAUGCAGCGGCCCCAGUACCAGGCAGGAAAUGGACCUACUCCUCCCCAGGCCGCGUCAAGGUCACAGUCAACAUCAACUUUUACCAGUGCAAUAAUGCGCAAUCAGAGACCUCCAAAUGUGAAUGUGGGGCCUGAUGGCCUGAAUAUUUCCCAGCCAAGAAGUGCAGAGUGGCCGCGGCCGAUGAUGCCAGGAACGCGACAUCCGGGACAGGCCACUAUGACUCAGGCUGCCGCUAUGUCUGCGUCAGGCAUGAUGCAGUACGGACCCUAUCCAAACAGUGGUGGCCCAAGCCAAGCUGGAUUGAUGCAACAGCAACAGCAGAGGCCACAGAUGAACUCCAUGCCGCCCAGUCAGGCGGCCAUGAUGCAAAAUGGCAGCCAGGUGUUGAUGCAACAGCAAAUGGCUCAGAGAGUCACGAUGAGGCCGGGCGCUGCCCCCAACUCCCAGACCACUGCCGCGUAUAACAUGUCGUCGUCGGUGAUGUCAGGUGCGGUGCCCUCAGGGGCUGUUCCAACAAGUGCUACCCAAGGACAAUCUGGCUACCCUGCCUCCGGGUCCACACAGGACGAUUUCAUGAACUAUUUAGACAAUGCUCAGAAUACAAGCCCAGAUUUCUUCGAUAGCAUAGUGCAAGGUGACAAUUUUAAUUUGCUUGACGAAAUUCUGGGUAAACAAUGAUACUUCCUUGCCAGGGACAAGAGUUGUAUAUUUGACACAUAGAACUGUGUGUGGAAGGAUCUGUUCCAGGGCAAACAACGCCAGUCGUUCCACAAUGUGUAUAUGUACAUACACGGAAUUCACUAUUUGUGAUCGCAAAAAUCAGCCGCGAUUGUGAAUCCCGAGUGCUGACGUGACUUAGCGACUUGGCACGAUGGCGUUGAGUGUGAUGUUUUCACCGUACGCAAACCUUGCAGGGAGGCUGCAUUGUGUCACUCUGGACGAUCGUACAUGACACCCGCUGUGUUGAGUACAUGGUCAUCAUCAUAAUCUACCUCGUGUGUGUCUUUCUCCGCUUCGCUGGCCUGACGGGCGGCGGGAGUGGGUCUCGGAUAUUGUGGAUAGUCUUGGGAGUAUGGCAUCUUGUGCUACGUACAUCCUCAGCAACGCAGGACGCAAAGCGACAGGGUCUUGGGAGUAGUGAUGUCGCUCUUUUGAGAAGUGAUACUUGGACACGUGACUGACGCAUUCACGUGCAACGUGGUAUGACGUCGCAGGACUGACUGCAUGAACUGUAGUUCGGGCAUCAUCUGUACCCGCUUCUGUGUAUUUCCGAGGUUUUCAGGGACCAUAGCUCGGUAACCAUGGUAACAGACACUGCUGACGAUCUCAAGAUGGCGGAUGACGCCAUAUUGGAUUUACUACUCCAAGUCAUUCUGCCGAGGUUAGUUCCUGGCACGGUCAUCUGUGCUUCACAGUGAACUAGUUUUGUAGCAAAUAGUAUCUCGAGGACGCUAAUACCUUGGACGAGCGGUCCGGAAUCAGUAGCUCAAAUAGAUGACAUACAUUUUAGAUUGGUUUAAUCAAAUUAUUUUUGUAUUUGAUAAAUAUAUUGACUUAUUGCAUCCUUAUGUCUUGUUGAGAUUGAAAAUGAAUGUGAACUAGCACUCUUUCUUCGGUCAAACAGUAAUAUGGCAAUCCAUCCCGCUUAUAUUCGAUCGAUGUGAGAUAUUUGCGGUCGUAUAUCAAAACCUAUCGAAUUGAACCUUGCCAUUUCAAUCAGGUUCAGUCGAGCGGUGUAAGCAGGGAUCCACGAAAUAUCAAUAUCAAAUCACACGAAAGCUAUAAAUAUGUCACGCCAAUUUCAACCAGGCCUGUUAUCAACAAUUUUAACCGGGCGCUCUCGUGUUGUAACGGGGGGAGUAUACAUGUCAAGACUCCGCAUUAGGCUGGUGACAUCCGUGCCUGAAAGCGUCAGCAGGACGUUUCCACUGAAAUACUCACUUGGCAUAAGUAGUGAGUAUUUACUAUAACGGUUACACUGUAAUUAUUUAAUAGAGCCAAAUCUCACGUGAUGAUUAUUUCAAAAUCGACAUUAAAGGAAUUGGUGCUUUUGAGCACGCACCUUGUGGAUGGAUACAGCGCUUUAUAAAUACUCAUCAAAUGAUAAUUACAUGUAUUAUUAUUAUUAUUAAAUAACGCAGUCGACAUGCCUUGUUGAUACAUUUUGCUCUCUUCUGUGAAAACGUCCUUCUAACCCUCAGCGACAUAUUUCUGACGUUCACUAUUCAGUUGUGAAGCCCAUGUUCUGGUGUCCCCCGCCCUGGUAUUGUUGGAAUAUUGCUAAAAGCGGCGUAAACCUUACUUACUCACUCACUAUUCAGUCGAUGUCCUGUUAAUUCUUAACUCUGCAUUACACAACACAAGGGAUGGGGGAAAGGCGUAAUGUAAAUUUAGAUAUGUUCCAAUUAACGAAACUGAAGUGAUCUGGAUGUUGUACUGUUUAAAACGUUGUCCAGAAGGGCUGCGUAGGAGUUGGUUUAGCUGUGUUAUCUUAUGCUAUCAAGAAAAAAACCCUCAAAUGUCAGGCGCUGACACAAUGGCUGUGAUUGUUAGUUUUCAUUUAUUUGUUCGAUUCUCAACAAGACAAUCUCAAGUACCCACAUCGCAUUAUCAGUCGUGUUACCAACAUGUAUUAUCAUUCCUGCGAGCCAAGUCUAGCUGCUGUUUCUAUACUGUUUACCUGGCAACUGACAACAACACCCACACAACUCCAGGCGAAUUAUUCAUACCCUUUACACAUAUUAACCUGUCAUAACAAAGGCAAAAAGUCACGCAUUAGAUAUUCAUCGAUUCGUAAAAUCUAUUUAAUGUUUAUUUAUUAACUCGAGUGUCAAGCUGUUGUUAAAUUUGAUCCGAAGAGUGAUCUAUCUGGUUUUAUUGACAAUUUAGCUAAUGGGGAAAAGGGUUUUCUAAUUUUCAAGGGCUUUUGUCCUUGUAACAAAGCUAGAAGGUCUGUUACUGUGUUUGAGUAUCUGGGGGUAUAGUAAAGAACGCUUAUUCGCGUCUUUAUCCCAUGUAGGACACCAAGCACCGCUGUUAUCGCUUAUAGGGGUAUCAUUUAUUAAUCAGUAUUGAAUCACAUCUCGCGUGUGGUACUAGCAACCGGGAUAUGCAGCCCAGGGGAACCCAUCCCGCGUCUUACUCCACCAACUGUGGUAUGUGCUUCCACCCGCACCACAAGAACAAGCAGCUAGGCUGGUCGCAACCAAGCAUAGGACGCCUUUGGGCGCCAUCAUUAGCAAAUUGACGCUUGAUUUGAUUAAAUCAAAAGGUACUAUUUUUCUCGCCACAUCUGUUGUCGACCACCAGUAUAUAUCCCACAUGUAACCCCACCCCCAUCAUGCGUUAUGGACUGACCCUGGCCUGAUGAAGGUCAAGGUCUCUGGUUCUAAAAAGGGUAAAAUAUAAGUGUAGUCAUGUAUACAUGCGUAUAUAGAAAACGACGGUGAAGUACCAGAUUACACCACCAUGGCAACGACGGGUUUGAGGCUACUCGUAGUCUCGAAACCGGAAGUAAUGUACCCCUGACUGGCAUGUUAUGAGAGAUGUAUCGUUACAUAUUCGAGUAAUCAGCAUCCUUGUCCCAAGCUCAUUACAAACCCGAGAAGAAGCGUAUCCUCAUUCAUAUCAUGGUUCAUUGACGUGUGUGACCUCCCACGUUCCACUUCACCCACGUAUCAACGUCACCUACUUAUCAAGUAUAUCUUGCGAAUUGAACUCAAAUUGUCCCUUUUCAUAAUUUCUAUUUUUAAUGUAUCACCCACAUCAUCAACGGAAGAGAUAUUUGACUAAAACACUUUUUAUUUUGUUUAUUUUCAAAGAUUUGAAAGUGUGGGGUAAUGAUGCACGUCGUGCAUGCGCUCUUCAGUGGCAGUGUCACCCGUUGAGCUCAGUUCGUUAACUCUCCCCGAACUCGGUUACACCAAAUACCCAGCCAAGCGUGUUAUUCUGAAUUAUAUUGAUUUGUUUAUGCUGCGGUGAUGCUCGGUAGGACCAGUCCUCGUACAUUAGACGUGCAGUCCAAAGUGAACGCUGAUCUGUCAGCCGUGUGUAUACUGUACUCUUAACGACUACCUUCACUCGCUUAUCGGCCUCAUUCGGCGGCUGACACAGCUGACACCGUCUAUUGAGAAACUCGCGCCUCAGACAGUCUCGCGUUCGGAAUUACACAAGUUCACCUCGCAGAUUAAUUCGGAGAAUGGACUGGACAUAUUCUAGAAACCAGACAGACGAAUUGAUUUUUUCGCAAAAAAUGUCAUUUGGCAGUUCCUCGCUGAUUACAUUACUCCCUAGGCUAAUAAAGUAAGUAAUUAGCGAAGCAGGGACGAUAAUGACUCGACUCUCUCACUUGAAUAUAAAAACAAUUGACUGACUGUCAAAAGGCUGAUUUAUUUUACUGGUGAGGCAAAUUUGUCUAGUGGAGUAUGUACGUCAAUACAAACCGGACUAGUGUAUAGCUCAUGAAGGACAAAGUGGGGGGAUGGGGGCGUUAGUUUAUCUAAUGACACUUUCAUUUCUGUCGGGAAUUGGGUAAUUACAGUCUAAAACCCCAACUACCUUUGCAGUAUGAUGAGUCAUAUUAAACCGAGCGCAGGUUUGUGUAAAUGUAUUUCACAUGUAGAAGGUAUACUGGGAACCCCGCCGAAAUGCCACAUUGCUGAGGGCGCCAUAACGCGGGGCAGAUAUUACGACUCGGGGAAAAAUAUCCGUCCGAGAAGGGAAGGUGGUUACGGUGAGUGCGUGACGCACUUCAUGGCACGAGUACUGCAGCCCCGAAACACCAACACCGGGAUAAAACAAGGUUGUGGGAUGCUGUAUCACCAACUUCCGCCGUCCUACUGCUGCGUCUUGGAGGUCAAUUUCUGUUUAAUAAUAUAUUUUUAAUACGCGGGUCCAGGAAUUUGGAAAAGGGACGGGGAGGGUGCAUAUUUUGCUCGUGUAGAAGGGAACAAAACACGGUAGGUUGAGGAGUAAGGUGUCUGAAGAAGUUUGGUGGAUCGUACCCCAGCCUGGCUCAGCUUGUGGUUCCAGUCAGAUCUGGCAGUUUUAGUGUAAGUUUCAACACGACGGUUUUGUAUGUAUGAUGUUGACAUUUGGACACCGUCUGCAAAUACCAGCACACAAACAAAGAAGUAAUGUUCACAUAAUAAUAAUGUAAUAAUUUAGAGAACACCCUAACUCCCAUGCCAAAUACGACAUAUGGAAAGACACAAUAUGUAGAGAUGUUGGAUUUGGACUGGAUAGACUGUUAUGUAUCAAACACCGGGUGUUAGGGCGAUGUUCAUGUCACGGGUGUUGAAUUUGAUGGACACCUCGACUGAUGACGCCCGGCUCGGCAGGUAUAGCAUAUUAUGUCAGACACCCGGUGUUGGGAUAACUUUGGUGAGGAGAGGAUCCGGUAAGCAUUUUUAAAACCUGGGACUCGUCUGUGGCCUAGCGACCUAGUUGUCAGCAAGCUCACUACCAUGUCGCCACGACUGUCCCGCGGCCUGACGAGCGAGCACUGGCAGCAGGGAAGCGCUCCCUCUAUCUGUGUUUGGCCAAACUGAUCGCGCCGGAUCAAUCAGCCAGAGGUCGGCUCCGAAUGACGCCUACAGUGAACUGAGACAAUCAGCCGACCUGUCUAUUGUCAGUGACACAAUUCUCCCGCGUGACGUCACAGGAUCGCACCCAGGCGCCUACUCUAACACUAGGCGAUAGGAAAGCAGUAUGUUUGUGUGAGGAGAAUCCCUCAACGUGCUGCUUCCGGCUAUGAGGUCACGGAUUGACCUACAUGACUUGUUUACAUCGAUUGUGCUCGCCCGGCCCAAGUCAUGUUCAGUCAAAGUGAAGACGGUCACCAACAAUCAUUAACAGCGAGUUUCAACUGCAGCAGACCGUAGCAGACUCGUGUGUUAUACGUCGUGUAGAAAACUGUUCCAACAACCGGUCGAGUCUAUUAACAAGAGGGGGCCUAGGUCAACCUUAACCCCGAAUCUCUAUUGAGAGUUAACGUUGAGCUUUACUGACUUUCAUCGUGGGAAUGUCACAUUUUACAUAUUUCUGUAAUGAUUACACCGUGGUUAGUGAUUCAGGAAAAAUUACCCAGGUAUAGAUCAUCACCGUAGCCUAAACAUCACUCAAUAAGUACUGCUAAAGUAAGUACACGCUGCCUACAGCAUGAACUGGUCUGAGGUCGGGCAGGUUGGAUGGGAGAAGUAUUAUGCGCGAGGCUGGUGACAUUUACAUGAAUUUAUCAAUUUAUGAGAAGAUAUACAUGUAUAUGUAAAACUUUGCAAAGUUAUUUGUAAAUGACAUUAACUACUUAGGUAUCCCGUACGGUGAAGUGCCUGCACGCGUGAACCCAACAGGGGAAUUCUUUACCAGGGUAAGCUAACAGGUAUUUUUCACUUUAAUUUCGACCAUUUUCAAAUGCCAUAAUAGUGGUUGAAAUGUGUUCCACAUAUAAGAGCUUGAAAAGAAAGACGUUAUCGCCUAAGGUGCAACGAUUCGUUGCAGAGUUAUGUCCCUUAGGCACCCACCAUUUUGUCCUCCAUGAAGCUUUCAGGCAGAAAAACUGAAGUAUUGUUUUAGGUUGCAUGAAAUACGGCACACACGACUCGCACACUCUACAUUGUCCAGGCCAAUCACUUAAUCUUCAAACUUCCACACCAGGUCCAUACCGACCCUGCCACCCUCAGUUUACACACUCAACCCGCCAGUCUACUUCUCCCCACUCACACUUUCUCGUAGUACGCCCUUGAACAACGUGGCAACGUUGCUUGUCUUUAAUAAGGAUCUCACAGUAGCUUGUAACCUCUGUGUAACUCCAAACCCUCUGACUUUGAUCAUGUGUAAUGUAAAAACCCGUGUCCAUAGAAAUAACCAGGCCUUGGACAGUUCCCAGUCUGUUAUGUAAAGGUAUGCUAUACCACUCGUUCUGAAAUCCCUUGCGUCGCGAAGAGGGAUAAUAUAUUCCUUCAUCCGACAAUAUGUUUAAGCCAUGAGGGUUUCGCGGAAUGCGGUUUUCAGAGCGGAGAUUCCUGACGUUUUCGGCAACGUCUUGUACCACACACCCCUAUGUCAUCGCGACCUUCACCUUGCUUCAACCCACAUGUUCAACCUCAUGGCGAAAAUGCUUCAUUUCGUGCAGAAUUCCAUGUUUACCAAUCAAACUUCAGCAUCGGCGUCGCUAGGUAACAUUUGUUCAGAAGUGAUGGUGGGUAGUUCAAUGGGCUGUCACAGUAACAUGUUUAAGUUUGUUAAAUUGUAAAGUCUGUCUUAAGAGUGGUCUAAUGUGACGUCUAUGACGGCAUUAUGAUCGCAUCGAUGUGCAAACACUGUCACAAAUGACAAGUUGUAAUUUAUGCAAAUUAAAUGCAGAUGCAAAUAUAUAUAUUCCUGAACUCUGUAAAUGAUCAUAGUAAAUAUUGGAUUGACGAAGCAGGACAACAACGUUGCCAGCGACCUCUUCAAUCAAAUUCUGUGGGUAAAUCAGCGCUGCAUAUUCAACUCUUGUGCGUUCAUAUAUGUUUUUUUAUUUGUCGUGGGUUUAGCCUGCACUGCUGCUACUCGCCUAACGACAACUGUUAUUGUGUACAGCCUGCGGUCAUUUGUCAGCCGUCACCCGAAUCUGUCGACGAGUCCGACUGUUCGAUGUUGGGUGGCGACGGUAAUUGUGUAUAUUUUUAUCCGUAUUGUUCUGAUAUGAAUACAACAAAUCGAAUACUACAA